GCACUCGGAAAAUACGACUAUGAUUUAACAAUUUUCUACAGUACCUGAAAUCAGCAUUACGUCACAAUGAAAGAGGCGUGGCUUGCUGGGCCAGGCAAGGGCACACAAGAUUGGAUGACAUUUGUGUUCUUUCAGGACUUUAAACCACAGCUGUAGUUUGGAUAUAAAAAUACAGCGAAGACCUCAAGCACCACCAACGUGACUUUGCAGCCUUCCUGCAUGUGAUGGUGACAUACUGACUGGGGUUGCUUCGGCCCCUGUGGUGAAUGGCUGUAAGCAGAGGGGCCUUCGCCUUCUGGGUGGGGAGUUUCCGCAUCCAUGGCAGAAGGCAGCCCGUCACAAAGCACAUCGGGAGUCUCAAUCAGCCACUUGACUUGCAGUGGAUCUGCCAUACAUGUCCUUUCAGCAGUGCAUCGUGGGACCUGGCGCCCACCAACAGCUUGAGAAAUCAGACAAUUAAGAAACUGAUUCCAUCACAACCCUUCCAUCAUGUCAGCUGGCCACACACGUCUCCUUACCACGAAGAUGACUGGGAGGAGUCGCUCAGCAUGUGUGUGCUGGUGCGACCAAAUGAGUCAAGUGGUGUGCACACCCUGGUGGAAAUCCCGUUGUUUGGUGAAACUAAACUAGGAGAGUUACUUGCUCCAGUGAAUCACAAAUCCUCUGAGUUUUCCUUUGUAUUGACUACAGUGGAUGGCAGCAGAGAGGAUGACAUCAGCGUCAGAAGCUUCAAAAGAAUCAAACACCCACUAGAGAGAGAGCAUGGCUGUUUUAGAAGUCUUUUUGAAGUGGAGAGGUGCCCCGCACCCCUCAUGUGUGGUUCUCAGUUUUAUUGUUUCCAUUCACCGGGAACACAAACUAUGGCCCACAGCAAGGAUAACCCCAGGCAGGAUAUUGGACUUGAGAAAAACAAGGAGGAGUCACCCCAGUUCUAUCCGAACUCUCUGUGUAGCAUUGAAGCAAGAGCAGAGGGGUCGAGUCGUGAAGGAGACAGUGAAGGAGAGCAGAAGCUGGCUAUAGCAUACAAACGACUGAGGAGUGAACUUCCAAAUUUCUUCCGUAAGAAUCAUGACUACACCAUGUACUCCAAUGAUAUUGAAUUCAUCAAUGGACUUCUCAAUACCAGUACCAGAGGACGUGUGGUUUACCAGCUUACCCUCUCGCUGUGGCGCCUCAUGUGUCUGUUGUACUUCGCUGAUGCACGGCUGGAGGUGCUCAAAUUGACCAAGCACAUGGAAGAUGGAACCAUUAAGGCUCGCUGGAGGCUCAGGGGCCUUCCCUUCCUCACGCUGAUGCUACGCUUUUACCGCAAAGACAAAUCACAGCUGUACAGGAGGCUGAUUUUUCAUGCAGGUGGGCCAGCCCUCAUCCCACCCAUGUACCACUGGGCAAAUGAUCCCAUGAUCCAGAUCCUAAAGCCUGCCGCACAACCAUCAAGACAAGCAGAUGUGACUAAACUGUCAAGCAGUGUUUUCAUAAGCAGCUGACUGUACUGACUGCAAUUAGAAAUUGAAAUCGCAGUUGAAUGCUGUCGCAAUGUUAAAGAUGUAGUGUCCAAUCAAAAAUGCAAUGUUACAUCACAUGAUUUUUCAGAACAACAAUUACAUUUGCGUUUACCAAGUCAGCUCCUUACGGCUGCCUCUACCUUACCACUAUGUCUACAGCACACAAGGUUGUUGACUCCAUGAGGGUCAUGUCAACUGAGGGUGACUUAGAAAUUACAAGUCUUGAAAAAAAUUUCUAGAAAUUUAAUCACUAAUGUAAUGCUACUAAUAUAAAACAGUACUUUUUAUAACAGAUGACACCCUAACACCAACUCCUAAAAUACUGGUACCAAUCUAAGCAAAGAAUAAAAUAUAUAUAAUCCAUCCAUUUUCUGUACCACUUAUCCGCACUAGGGUCAUGGUCGUGAUGGGGCCCAUUCCAGUUAUCUUCAGGGAAGAAGUGGUUUCGACCCCGAACUAGUCGCCAGCCAAUCACAAGGCACAUACAAACAACCAACCAUUCGCAGUCACAUUAUAUAAUAUUUUAUGUAUUUAUAGAAGAAUGUGUUACACCCAGACUCUUAACCUGAGGAGAGGGGGGAAACUUUUUUUUCAAACAACCAGGAGGUGAAAGAGAAGGGUGCAAAUGAAUGUUUACACUUAAGGUAAAGCUAGGUGUCAUCCACAACGCUAUGGAAGUGAAUAUCGAAUUAAUAGAAAAUGAGGCCAAACUAAUUUUUGUGGUGAGCCACAUCGUAGUUAUGGUUUACCUCGGAGUGCUUUUAUGACUGAACUAGGUGUGGGCGGGUACUGAUACCAGGUGUCGGCAUCCAGCUGAUACUUGUGAAGGGUACUUUUGAAUGCUGCCGAUACCAGCUGCAGAUUUUUAAAGAAGAAAAAAAAAUCUGACCAAGUCCUCCUUGGUAGUAGUUGCUAAUACACAGACUGAUUUGAC
Molecule: messenger RNA, 2439 nt
Organism: Syngnathoides biaculeatus (alligator pipefish)
Lineage: Eukaryota; Metazoa; Chordata; Actinopteri; Syngnathiformes; Syngnathidae
Gene: c1h6orf136
Product: chromosome 1 C6orf136 homolog
Exons: 6
Coding region: 267-1487 (406 amino acids)
Source: RefSeq, a predicted model, not a curated record